AUGUCCGCUACCCCAGCAAAAGUCAAAAGCCUGGUCGAUGAGCUCAUCCAGUCCGUCACAGGGCUAACUGCACAGGAGGACCCGGAGAAUUUUAACCUCUGCCGAGAUUUCGCUCUCCGCAAUUUCCGGGGAUAUAAGUUUGGGCGGACAAACCAAUUUGAUGUAACGUCGAAGCUUGAUGGUCUUGAAGAGAAAUUUCGUGUCUUCAACCGGGAUGAUCUGGCCGAUGCUUUUCGUUCUAGGCUCGAGGAGCUACCCUCCUUGACCUCCGGCUUCACCCCUGAAAUCCUUUCGCUUUUUCUGUCUUUGUCUGAUAGGCCUCUCCAAAACUCAAAGAUCUCCGAUCUAGAGCUUCUCGCAAAAUCGGAUGCUCCUAAGGAGCCCACAUGGGAGGAUAUUAUUGCCGACGACCCGAUGGUAGGAGAGAUAUGGGAGGACGUGGACUUCGGAGCUGAGAGUAGCGACGAAUGGUCCGACGAUGGUUAUACUAGGCCAAGGUCACGAGAUGGAUUUGUCGAGAGCCUGAGGAACCAGGCCGAAGAUAGGAGGAGGAAACCACAAGGCACCGGGGAUGGAGAAGCUAGAUAUAAGGGUUCAGGAGUUGAGGGAUUCAUAGUCCAGGCAGAUGAAAAGGGGCUUGAGUCAUUGAAAAAAGCGCAAUACUGGAGCGAGGGGGUACUGCCUGUUGAGCGGGAACUGGAUGUUUCCCUUGCAUCUGGCGGAGUCAAUAAUAUCUCACUCGUAUCAGAGCUCCAAGCCAUGCGAGAGGUUAUUUUCAUGCUGUUAGGAUAUCCUUGUCUACUCUUCCAAAGAAAACCUAACGAUACAACUAUUCUAGUAAAUACAGAUAGUGUGACAAAACACUUUGCGCUGAGUCAUGCUUCACUGCCUGCAUUUAGAGCUAUUCUUAGCUGGUAUGCAGGUAAAGGGACAAAUAUCAAUGUUAUCCGCACCUUCGCACGAUCCAAAACCUCCACCACGAACUUUCCCGAGCGCCAAACCUUCGUCGCAUCUGUUUGUGAUAAGCUUGCCAUCCUCGAUCAGCACUUAAUCAAGCUGGAGGAGCUUCUAUUGGUGGGGAGUAAAGGCUUAGAUCAAAUAGUCUCGUUGCUGGCGCUCCAGGGCGAACUAGAACCCUUUCUCACUCCCUUUGACCUCCUCUCGGAUAUCAUAGCCAAACUUCCCCAGACAGGAAAGCCUCCAGCUGAUCUGGCACUACAGCACUUAGAAAGCCUCUUCCAGCUAGCGUGUAGGCUACAGUCCACGGGCGACCAAAAAUCUUUCAAGUUUAUAAUGGACAUAUUUUUCAGCUGUCUGCAAACGUAUUUGCGCCCUAUCCAUCAAUGGAUGGAAUCCGGCGAACUCCGCAAAGAUGACGAAGUAUUUCUUAUAUCUAAAACCCGCAGCGAUGAGGAGGUCGAACUAGGAGGUCUAUGGAGCGAUCAGUAUUCCCUGAGAAAGGAUGUGUCCGGAGUGCUAAAGGCACCUGAAUUCGUCCACGCAGCCGCAGCGAGAAUAUUUAUCACCGGCAAAAGUGUCGUUUUCCUAAAACGGCUUCUAGAACACGGUAUACCAAGUUCUGCCCUCCCACUCCAACCACAGCCUGUCAACAGAAUAGACGUCAACCUCUCUACAGCUUGCAAGAGCGGCGAGUACCUCGCACCCUUUUCGGAUAUGUUCGCCGCAGCAUUCGACAAAUGGAUAAACGACCGUCACCAUUCAGUCUCCUCUCGCCUGAGAGAUAUAUUAUACCAGGACUGCGGUCUAUGGAAGAGCUUAGAUGCAAUUGAGCACAUAUAUCUUUGUAAAAAUGGUCAUCUCUUUGACACGCUCUCACAGGCGAUGUUUGAAAAAGUUGAUAAGGGUGUGCAGACAUGGGGGGAUCGGUUCCUGCUCACGGAGUUACUGCAGGGGAUAUACGGGGGUGUCGGAUGUGUGGAGGUCGGCAGGAUGAGGAUGAGGGCUAAACCGGAAAGCACAAAAUCCCUUCGAGAAAGAAGAAGGACUGUCAAGAUGUGGAAGAGCCUUGAAUUGAGUUACGCUCUACCAUGGCCGAUAAUGAACGUCAUUCGUAAGGAAUCAUUUGACGUGUACAACAACAUAUUCUCGUUCUUACUACAAAUACGGAGAGCAAAGUACGUGCUCGAGCGACUCACACUAUUAAAAGAGGAUUUUAGAACUCUAGGUGAGAGUGGGGAGGGCGCUAUGUACUACUCCUUGAAGCACAGACUCUUGUGGUUUGCGAACAUAAUUUAUUACUAUCUCACCAAUUCGGUCCUAAUUCCACAAACAACCCAUAUGAGGCAGGAAAUGGCAAGAGCGGUGCAUGUAGACGGCAUGAUACAAGUGCAUAACACCUACAUCCAAAAGACCAAAGAACAAUGUCUGCUGGGGGCAAAGCUGGCGCCAAUCCACCAGGCAAUAACCUCGAUUCUCGACAUCUCAAUCUUCUUCUCGGACGCUCACCUUGCGCAUAGCACUGCACUAAAAACCCUCGACGCCCCCAACGCCUCAAUUCACGAUAUCUCUGUCUUCAUCUCAUCCCACAACCCCCGUCGUCGCCACCGCCGUCGCCAACAUCAAACAGGAGAACCCUACGACUACAACGACAUCUCUGACUCGAACUCCGACUCUGAAGAUUACGUAGAAGACAAUUUCGAGGGCAUGAACUCGUACAUAUCUUUCGAGAACGAAGCGUAUGCGCGGCAGAUCGGGCACAUGAGCGAGAGGUUUAACACCCUGCUUGAGUUUGUGCGAGCCGGCCUGAGAGGUGUCGCGAGGGCGGGUGUGAUGCCGCACUUGGAGGUUCUGGCUGAGAGUUUGGAGGGGCCGGGGAGGGGUGGUGGCACGUGAUUGGUUCACUGGCCGAUGGGUCGGGAGUUUUUCUUGUCCCCUUUUUGUAUAAUAAGGUGGCCAGGCCUCCAAGUAAUUGAGGUAGCCGAGGCUUCGGCUACGAUGUUCUUACAAUCAAACCAUAUAUC
Tuber melanosporum (Perigord truffle) is the source of this 2981-nucleotide messenger RNA. RefSeq lists its product as uncharacterized. Bases 1 to 2853 code for a protein of 950 amino acids. Gene Ontology annotation, cellular component: gamma-tubulin complex; centrosome; spindle pole. The transcript has 8 exons. Gene Ontology annotation, biological process: meiotic cell cycle; microtubule nucleation; mitotic cell cycle. NCBI's taxonomy places the organism in Eukaryota, Fungi, Ascomycota, Pezizomycetes, Pezizales, Tuberaceae. The record is from RefSeq and is a predicted model, not a curated record. Gene Ontology annotation, molecular function: microtubule minus-end binding; gamma-tubulin binding.